Messenger RNA from Pseudogymnoascus verrucosus, 1083 nucleotides. RefSeq names its product proliferating cell nuclear antigen (gene POL30). The record is from RefSeq and is a predicted model, not a curated record. Gene Ontology annotation, molecular function: DNA polymerase processivity factor activity; DNA binding. The transcript is spliced from 5 exons. Gene Ontology annotation, cellular component: PCNA complex. The coding region runs from base 128 to 907 and encodes 259 amino acids. Gene Ontology annotation, biological process: leading strand elongation; mismatch repair; regulation of DNA replication. Lineage: Eukaryota; Fungi; Ascomycota; Leotiomycetes; Thelebolales; Thelebolaceae.
GUCCCUUGCCCCUCCACACUUCUCACUUCACGAAAACCACGUAAACUGCAAUCAACGCAACUCCCGUCACUCAACCUCAACAUCGUCUCUAUACCUCACACACAACAAACCACAAAAUACCGCCAAAAUGCUUGAAGCACGUCUCGAACAGGCAAACCUGCUGAAGAAGGUUGUCGAUGCCAUUAAGGAUCUGGUGCAAGACUGCAACUUCGACUGCAAUGACUCCGGAAUCGCCCUCCAGGCCAUGGACAACUCGCACGUCGCGCUCGUGUCCAUGAUGCUCAAGGCCGAGGGAUUUUCCCCAUACAGAUGCGACCGCAACAUCGCGCUUGGUGUUAACCUUACGUCUUUAACCAAGGUUCUCCGUGCGGCACAGAACGAGGACAUUCUCACUAUCAAGGCUGAGGACGCGCCUGAUGUGUUGAACCUUGUCUUUGAGAGCAGUGACAGCGACAGGUUGAGCGAGUAUGACCUCAAGUUGAUGGAUAUUGACCAGGAGCAUCUUGGUAUCCCAGAGACCGAGUACUCCGCUACCGUCUCUAUGCCAUCUGCUGAGUUCAAGAGAAUCUGCAUGGACUUGAUGGCACUUUCUGAGUCUGUUUCUAUCGAGGCCUCCAAGGAUGGAGUCAAGUUCUCGUGCGCUGGUGAUAUCGGAAACGGAGCUGUUACCCUCCGCAGCCACACAAACGUCGACAAGCCAGAAAACAAUGUUGAGAUUGAGCUCACCGACUCCGUCGCCUUAACCUUCUCCCUCAAGUACCUCGUCAACUUCUGCAAGGCCUCCGGCUUGUCCGGAACGGUUAAGCUGUGCCUCUCCCCCGAGGUUCCUCUGCUGGUAGAGUAUGCGCUGGCCGGCAGCAGCUACUUGAGGUUUUACCUGGCACCAAAGAUUGGUGACGACGAAUAGAUGGAUUGGGAUAGUAAUGAUAUAAACAGCAUUUGACAUCCUGCAGGGCGCGUAUGGUUGACUUUCAUGGAUACUGGUUCUUCUCGUCUGCGAUUAUUGUCUUUUUUUUUACGAGGAAUGAACAAAAAUGUUUUAGCUAAGGUUCAGACAAACAUGAAUACUACUGUUACAAACAG